Messenger RNA from Falco peregrinus (peregrine falcon), 9698 nucleotides. RefSeq names its product ArfGAP with coiled-coil, ankyrin repeat and PH domains 3 (gene ACAP3). Lineage: Eukaryota; Metazoa; Chordata; Aves; Falconiformes; Falconidae. The transcript has 25 exons. Gene Ontology annotation, cellular component: cytoplasm. The record is from RefSeq and is a predicted model, not a curated record. Gene Ontology annotation, molecular function: GTPase activator activity; protein binding. Bases 114 to 2720 code for a protein of 868 amino acids.
GCGCGUGUGCGGCGGGCGCGGGGGGCGGGCGCUCGGCCGCGCGUCCCCGGCUGCCGGCGGCCGAUGCGCUUCCUGCGCUGAGCGCUGAGCGCUGCGCGGGCCCAGCCGGCAGGAUGACGGUGGAGUUCGAGGAGUGCAUCAAGGACUCGCCCCGGUUCCGGGCAACCAUUGAUGAAGUGGAAACAGAUGUGGUGGAGAUAGAGGCAAAGCUUGACAAGCUGGUAAAGCUAUGCAGCGGGAUGAUAGAAGCAGGCAAAGCCUACAUCACCACGAACAAGCACUUUGUCAGCGGAGUCCGGGACUUGUCACAGCAGUGCAAGAAGGAUGAAAUGAUUUCGGAGUGCCUCGACAAAUUUGGAGACAGCCUGCAGGAAAUGAUUAACUAUCAUAUGAUCCUGUUUGACCAGGCUCAGAGGUCAGUCCGGCAGCAGCUGCACAAUUUCGUGAAAGAUGAUGUCCGGAAAUUCAAGGAAACCAAGAAGCAGUUUGACAAGGUGCGAGAAGACAUGGAGAUUUCACUAGUGAAGAACGCCCAGGCACCUCGGCACAAGCCCCAUGAAGUGGAAGAGGCCACAGGCACCUUGACCAUAACAAGAAAGUGUUUCCGUCACCUGGCCCUGGACUAUGUGUUGCAGAUCAAUGUCCUCCAGGCCAAGAAGAAGUUUGAAAUACUGGAUGCGAUGCUGUCCUUCAUGCACGCCCAGUACGCCUUUUUCCAGCAGGGCUACAGUCUUCUCCACGAACUGGAUCCCUACAUGAAGAAACUAGCCACAGAGCUGGACCAGCUGGUGAUUGAUUCGGCAGUGGAGAAGAGGGAGAUGGAGCACAAGCAUGCACUGAUACAGCAGAGGACCCUCCUACAGGACUUCUCCUGUGAUGACUCAAAGGUGGAGUUUAAUGUAGAUGCCCCAAAUGGAGUGGUGAUGGAAGGCUACCUCUUCAAGAGAGCUAGCAAUGCCUUCAAAACAUGGAAUCGGAGGUGGUUCUCCAUCCAGAACAGUCAGCUGGUGUACCAGAAAAAGCUAAAGGAUGCCCUCACGGUAGUGGUGGAGGACCUGCGGCUCUGUACUGUCAAGCCGUGUGAAGACAUAGAGAGGAGGUUUUGCUUUGAGGUCGUCUCACCUACCAAGAGCUGCAUGCUGCAGGCUGACUCGGAGAAGCUGCGUCAGGCCUGGAUUCAGGCUGUUCAAGCUAGCAUUGCUUCUGCAUACCGGGAGAGUCCUGACAGCUACUAUAUUGAAAGACUGGACCGGACUGCUUCCCCAUCAACUAGCAGCAUCGAUUCUGCUACUGACUCCCGGGAGCGCAGUGUGAAAGGAGAGACCAUCUUGCAGAGAGUGCAGAGCAUCCCUGGGAAUGACCAGUGCUGUGACUGUGGUCAGCCGGAUCCUCGCUGGGCCAGUAUCAACCUGGGCAUUCUGCUGUGCAUUGAGUGCUCCGGUAUUCACAGGAGCCUGGGUGUUCACUGCUCCAAGGUCCGAUCUCUCACACUGGACUCCUGGGAGCCAGAGUUACUGAAACUGAUGUGCGAGCUGGGGAACAGUACCAUGAAUCAGAUCUAUGAGGCGCAGUGUGAAGAGCUGGGACUUAAGAAACCAACAGCAGGGAGCUCCAGGCAGGACAAGGAAGCCUGGAUCAAAGUGAAGUAUGUGGAGAAGAAAUUCCUGAAGAAGCUGCCGAAUGGGGAGGCUCUAACAGAGAACGAGCGGAAACCUCGACGCUGGUGCGUGAAGAAGUGCCAGAGACACAACAGCACCACGAAAGCACCCACGGCUCGGAGGAAGUACCGCCACGAAGCAGGCAACGCGUCACCAGCCAUGUUGUCAUCAGCAGCUACGCUGGAGAGGAAGUUCCGUCGAGAUUCCCUCUUCUGCCCUGACGAGCUGGACUCUCUCUUCUCCUACUUCGACACCGGGGCUGGCUCUGGCCCACGCAGUGCCAGCCACAUCUCUAUGCAGCAUCCGCUAACAGGUGGCCCAUGGAGUGGCAGUGGCAUUGGUCCCGGUGGGAGCGGUAUGCCGUUCCUCCUGGACGGAGGUCUGAGCAGUGACAGCGGGCUCGGAGGCAGCACGGACGGCAGCACUGAUAUCCUGGUGUUUGGCUCUGUGGUGGACAGCGUGACAGAGGAAGAGUGUGAGGUGUCGGAGGAGUCAAGCGGUGAAGCGGAGAUCGAACAGGAGGCAUCGGAUCUGGAGGACCUGAGGGAGCUGCAUCCUGGCUUGUUGAUGUACAAGGCAGCGCAUGCCCGAAACCUGCCUCUCAUGGCAGAAGCGCUCGCACAUGGUGCUGAGAUCAACUGGGUGAAUGAUGAAGAUGAGAACAAAACUCCUCUGAUUCAAGCUGUGAUGGGGGGCUCCUUGAUAACCUGUGAAUUCCUGCUGCAGAAUGGGGCAGAUGUUAACCAAAGAGACAGCCGAGGCCGAGCUCCCUUGCAUCAUGCCACGUACCUGGGCCAUACCGGUCAGGUCUGCUUGUUCCUGAAGCGAGGGGCGAAUCAGCAUGCGGUGGAUGGCGACGGGCACGACCCGCUCAGCAUCGCGGUCCAGGCGGCCAACGCAGACAUCGUUACCCUGCUGCGUCUGGCUCGGAUGAACGAGGAGAUGCGAGAAGCAGAAGGUCCCUUUGGACAACCAGGUCAAUAUCCCAGCAACAGCCCUACCGAGCUGCAGUACAGAAAGUGUAUACAGGAGUUCAUCAGCCUUAAUAUAGAUGAGUGUUAGUGACAACUCCCCCACGUCUCCUUUGCUGUCUUGAAUUUGGGCUGAAUUUCUAGAAGCCCCGAGAGCCCCGUCCUUGGUAUAUUGGUGUUUCUUGCAGAUUGGUCUGUUUUGGAUGCCUGCACGUAUAGGUUGAGAUGCACGCAGGAAGGAAAAGGGGUCUUUCCUGUUAGCGUUUCUCAUGCUUGACUACUGGAUGGUUGAUUUGGUGUAGGAGAUUCCUAGGGCAUAACUACAGACCAUGGCGUAUGGACUUGAGUGUGUGGAAAGUAUGGGAGAUGAGUUUAGCAUUUAAAAAAAAAAAAAAAAAAGAAAAGAAAAAAAAAAAAAAAGAGAAGAAAAGGAAACCCUCUAUCACCAGGAGAAACCCACCAACGAUACGAUCAGACGAACCUGUCUCUGCUUCAGUGUAGGUCCCACGCACUGAGUCCUCGUCUGGACAGUUUGGUUGGAAGGGAUUCUGACGUGGAGCCCUCUGUCCUGGCAGUGUGACCAGCAGCCUGCUCGCUCGCGGGAUUGCUGCAGCAUCUGGGAGCUGCUGGGGCACGUUUAGAGAACUAAAAGAUGACCUCAAAGUCAGGAACAGGCUGUUUUGUGGGGCAGAGAGGUUUUGCUCCAGACGUCACGACGGAAGGGGUAGGAUCGAGAGCGAUGGCUACUCACCUUAAUUGCUCUCAGGACUAUACCAGCCACGCUCCCCCUUGUUUGCCCUUGGUGGUUAGCUGGUCAAAGCCAUAGCUCGCCUGCUUCCUGGGCCAAGAUGCGAUCUGCAUGGCAUUAUGGAAGCAGCAGUGCUAAUUUUUUGAGGCUGGGAGAAGCUUGUCGCUGGCGACGGGCUUUGUGUCAGGGAAGAAAAGCCACGUCCAACUCCCACUGCCUGAAUGGCUGGCUGCACGAUGCGAUUUGACCCUGGUUCGGUUUGUUUCCUGGUCACUUCAGAUUUCUGACUUAGCACCUGUGUGAAGGAGACUUCUACUUGCAUGUGUAUCCCUCUGUGCUCUCCCCCCGCACGCUGAAGCAUGUGAGUAGGGCAUCUCCGUAGCUGGCCCAGGGGCUUUUGAGUUCUCCAAUUCCAAUGACCGGCAGAAUCUUCUUUUUUUUUGUUUCUUUCCUUCUUCUUGUAUUCUUUGCUGGAGUAGGGGAAUGUGUUUCUACUUGGAGCACUUUGUUGCUGUGUUUAUACGGUCUCUUCUGGGCAUCGUGCUACAGCAGCUCUGCGGGGAUGCUGCAGCCACGUCAUCCCGUCUCAGGAGGGCUUACAGAGCAUGUGUACCACUGGCAGGUUGUCCUCUGGCUGGGAGUUUGGAUGCCAAGCUGAGGGGAGCUCCUCUAAGAGCCUCUGCAAAGUUCCCUCAGCUGCAGCUGACAUCAGAGUUUGUCGGGACUCGUGGCUGGCAGUCCACGUAUUUAACCCGCCUGGGCGCCUCGGCUGCUGGCUCCGAGGCUGGGCCAUAGUGCCUUACGGGUCCUGCUGGGAUCUCGAGGGGAUCCAGAUCUCACAAGGAACGCAAGAACACCAGGCAGAGUUCCCCAUCCUCCUGUGUUACAUCAGCAGUGAGACACGGUCGCGUUAUUUUUCGUCCAACCCACAUGUGAUUUCUACACCUUUCUUUGUGUGCUGGCUGCUGUCGUGCUGCAGCCCAUCCAAGGUCAAACCUUUGCAGGUUUGUUCCUGCUGACACAAUUGUGACACAACUCAGAUGCUGGAGCAGCAGCAAUCCAGCUCUUCCCUCGGGAUACUGCCCUCAGGGACUGAACCAACAGCUCGUGGUCCACCCACGCAGUGAAAAGUGGAACGAUAAAGAAACUCCACUUGGUCUCUGGUAGGGUGUCCUGUCAGGACAAGGGAGAGUCCCUGCUUCCUUAGGAAAGUGCUGUCCCAAGUUUUGCUGCAGCCAGACCACAGUUUUUCUGUCUGUGCGGUCUGGGUCUUGAAGUCCAUCUUUAUCUUGUUGUUUAUUCAUUCUUGUUCCCUCUGGAGCUUUGGGAUGCACGGUACCAAGUGCCAAGUUCUGAUCUCAGUCUGUUGCAGAUCCCAAAUGGUCCUAGUGACUGUGCUGAAACCGCUGCGUGUCGACAGCAGCACAAAAGCUGCCCCCAGACCUGUCACGCUUCCUUAAGUAACUGACUAUCUCCUUCCACCAAUCAUGGAAAAUAAAAAUUAACGAGCUUGGCUCCAUCAGCCUUUUUAUCAUUGGUGAUGCCUUUUGUGGUGUUCUCCAUCACCCUGCUCUCUGUCCUGGGAGCCCAGUGCUGUACACAGAGCGUGCUGCUGCUGCUGCUGCUGCUGCUGCUGCUGCUGCUGCUGCUGCUGCUGCUGUGCCAGGACGAUGUGACUCCUGGCUUGUGUGAACCUGCCAGUUCACCGCACGCAGAGGGGCUGGAGCGGGACAUGCGUUCUCCCUUCUGAGCCCUCCGGUGCCUGUAGUCUACUACUACCCUGUAGUCUUUGAGCGGGCACUACUCCCUCUCAACUCUGCUCGGAGCAGAAGCUGUAGGACGUGCCCUCAGCAGUGGGCAGGUUGCUUGGUUUGUUCGUGCCCUGUUCAGCUCUGGCGCCCUCGAGAGCGAUUCCAGACUGCCUGUGGGAUGAAGCGCUGUGACCUACAAUGUCAUUGUCACUGCUGUUGGGUUUCAGAGGAAUGCCAGGAUGUGUAUUAGUUCCGAGGACAGUUUCAUCCUGCGUAGGGCCCAUGUUCUGAUUGUAGCUCCCUCGUACAACUCCGGAAUCACGUCCCUGAAAGUGAUACCGGGUGCUGGCAGAUGUGCGUAGCUGUGGCUGCAGUGCUGCUACACGGUCUCCUUCAGCUUACGUUUAAUAUACCAUAGGUUAAAUAUCUCUUCCCGAUACCUGUGUGAAGGUACAGCUGGCAUUGCUGCCCACUCGCUGUUUCUUGUGCAGGAUUACAGAAGGUUACCACUUGAUGUUCUCAUGGAGCUUCAUCUUUUGGUCCUUUGUGCUGGAGUUCGUCUUCUUUCUGGUUCAGGUCACCCUAAAUUUAAAUGGGCUUCCCCAGUGAGCAGGGUGGUGCCUUCAUUUGUGCGUUGCUGCCCCAUUUAGCACCCCUGCCUUGUCGUCAGUUGAGCCCGCUUACUCUGGUGGCAGCGUUGCUGUCGGUCUGAGUGGGCUCAGGAGUAAAUCUGUAGUCUUAUACAUGCCCUGUGUGAAAUGCCCCGCAGACCCCCAUGCUCCGUGCAGAGCUCAGGCGGUGCUGGGUGCUGCUGGCCGGUGCAAGGAGCGGUGGUGCUGAGCCUGCCAGCGGCACAGCAAAGCCCUCCAGCACGUCUUUGACUUCGGUGAGGCUGUGCCAUGCUUGGAUCAUGCCCAUCGCCCUGCGGCAUCCAGACCAGCGCUUGGAGUGCUCAGUACAGGAACCAGUAUUCAGCCAAGAACUCUGCUCCCCGGGUUAGGAACGGAACCUCGGUAACGAGUUCUCUUUGAUAAUCCUGUCCCCUUUUGUACUCAUCUGCACUGAUUUAGACACUUGUCAGUGCUGACAUCCCCUCGAGCUGUGCCCUCCCCCAGCAAAAGGCCACACUGAAUCGGAGCUGGCAUCUUUCGGGGUGCUGCAGAGGUCCUGAAAGCAAAAUAGAUCUUUCACCACUGCCACGGUCCUAUUCUGUUAACGAAUCCCAGCACCAUCAUUGCCUAGCGAGGUUUUUCACAUGUACCUUCAAGCACCCCAACUGGUUUUCCAGCUUUUUAUGAGGAGUUAGAAAUAGGACCGACCUUUUCUGUAAGCCAGUGAGAACUAGAGACAUGGCUUCCACUUUGGGUCAUUUUAUUUCACCGUCAGCAUUAGCGGCUCAUGACGACAAUAAAAAAAAUCGUGUACAGUUAUGUCCGUUGAAGCUCAGACUCACUGCUGAAGUACAUGAAGUUCAAGCAUAUGUAAAUACUGAAGCAAAAAGCAGUGUCUUGCAAGACAAUUUAUCUAUUUAACAUGUAUUGGUACUUUAUUUAGAUUCAAUGUAUAAAGCAACUUUGUGCACUUUUCCUACAUACAGUAUUGGGGGGGUUUAUGUUCUUUUGUUAUGGGUUUUGUGCUGUCUUUUUUAAUCAGUGAAAUUGUUAAGUAUUUAAUUUAUUAUUGAUGUGCCCAGAGGACUAGUGCAAUUUUUAUUCAAUACAGUUUGUCUGUAUUUAAUGUCAGGAUUUUUUUUGUAGCAUUGUUAGGGAAUAUUUUUCAAAACCUGCCUUUUUCCCCCCCCAUGAUUUUCCUUUCUUCCCCACCCCCACCCCCCCUUUUUCUAUUCUCAUUAUACAGAUCAUGAGGCAUUAAAUGCCUCUGGUUUGAAAUAUAAUCAAACACUUUACUACAUCCUGCAGUUUCUAAAACAAUAAGGUUCUCCAGGAAAAAAAAUGCUAAGGAGGCACUUCUCACUGUUUUCUGUGUUUAUUUGAUUUAUUUGCUUGGGGUGUACGUGUGUGUGUGUGUGCGCUUAGAGGUUUGGAAGGAAGAGUGGGGAACUUGUACGGAAAAUUUGGUUUUGGCGAAGUAAAUAGCCAACCAGGCUCCAGGGAGGACUCAAUAUUGAACUCUUUCUUUUUUUUUUCCUUCUUCAAAUACAGCUGUAUUUGUGUUGUACAAUCUUGUUUGAAAUAUCUGAUGCCAAAACUACUCUCUUUUCGUUCUUCUUUUCCAAGAGUGUGUAUGUUACCUAUACGAUGGUAACUUGGUUUGCAACCACAGUUAACAUGAGGAGAUUUGCCUUUGUCUAGAAAGCAACAUGCCAGGCAUUGCCACAACACAAACGGAGCCAAACCAUUGCCUCAGCCACGCAGAUUCUGUCAUCUUUUGAGUUUUUGAGAUCCGGGUGAAUAUUUCUAUACUUGUCCUAGCUUUUGUUUGACUUGACCCAAACCCUCUAACCAAGUGCCUGGACAGGCAGUCUAGGUUUGAACCUCUGAUUCCAAAUGGGAUGAGUUCAGGUUGCUGGCAAGUUGAUCUGCCACCCUCUGUGUUCGCUCUCCACGUGUCAUCCAGGGAAGCCUCAGGUUAUUUUAGUACUGUUGUCGCUGAGAUAGUCUCUGCAAUGUGGAAUUUCUUUGAGCAGUCUAGAAGAAAGACGUGGAACUGGAAGAGUUUAUGUCUUUAACGAAAAAGAUUUGACAAGCUGAGACUGAUCAGUGCGACGUAGAUCAGUAACCUCUCAGACCAGCAAAAAUGGCCAUUAUUUAUGCAAAAGAAACCCAGGACCUCCUAACGAAAUGCACUGAUUAACUCGCUGUCCAAUGGCCACAACACAGCUGGUGGCCACGGCUGAACGGCUGGGUUGUCCCUGCGCUGCUCGACCGUCCCUCAGCCCACUUCUCUCUCCUCACUGCCCGAGCAUUCUUGCUUUCAACCAAAGACAAACCAGGAUGAACGGAUUAAAUGUGAUAUGGAACCGUUGGUUAGCAGAUGACAGAUGCCUGCGUGAGUGUGCAUGUGAGUGAGGUGCUGUUAUAUGGAGGAGGGGGCGUGGGGAAGGCGUGACUGAGCAGAAGGGAGAGUGGGAGUUCUGAUGAAACAAGAUUUUUUUGAUUAUUUUUUUUUUUUUUUAGAUUCCAAAAUACAGAGUGCUGUUUCCAUAGGAAUGUGAUUCAUAUCAGUCUGCCUGCUGGUUCCUCAGCCUUGUAGGGAAUUUGGGCUGGGGUCCGUCCCUUGUGAGCUGUAUGCCCAGCGCUGGGUUAGUGGGAAGACGGGGCAGCUGAGUGGUUACGGGAAGGGAAUGAGGGACGGAGGUGGGUGUAGUAGCCAAGAGAGUUUCCAAGGCACGAGGAGGACCAGGUGUGGUUCUAGUGCAGCAGCCGAGAUGGUUAGAGCCGCUAGCUGACGUAGGAGUGUUUGCUCCACAAACACAUCUCGGCACUUGGCCCCUUACUCGCGGUGAGGACCACGAGGGAGCACCUUGGUAUGUCCCCGUGCUCCGACAGGUGACGUUUUGGGAGCAGCCAGGUGGUUGCCUUCAGGUUGCCAACAGAUCUGUAGAGAUGUCUCUGUUGACUUCCACCCAUCAUGUCCCUCCAGCAGCACACGAAUGUCUGCGUGGGUUCCCCGGGGCCGGGAGACCUGCUGGAUCACAGGAAUCGAGUAAGCCUUUCCGCAGGGGUACGCGGGCUGGCAGCCUGGAGCGAAAACCUUGGGGGUGACCCCCAGCCAACUCUUCCUGGCUCAGGCUCCCGCACCUUCCUAUCGAAACAGCACGAGAAAGCAGUUCUUUAGCCAAGUCAAAGCUGCGGUGUGGUUAAUUAAUAUUAACCCGUCACACGCUGGAUGGCUGGGCUGCUGCGCCAGGGGCUGACACUUGCUGUAAAUACGCUAUAACCUAUUAACCUCCUUCACUUGCCUGCUUUCAGUACAACUUUGUAACAUGUUUUUUAAUUCCCCCUUUCCCUACACAGCCUGUACUGACUGUAACUAUGGAACCAGAUAUUCUGUAUGUUAUUAUCUUUGUACAAUUUUAAAACCUGUUGCUGUGGUGUCUGCCUUUUUUCCCCCCUCCCUUCUCUUCUAUUGUCUCUUGAAACACUGUUAAUAAAAAUCUAGAUAAACUCCCUCCCUCCUCCUCCUUUGGCUUGAUUUAUUUACGUAGGAUGCCUUCCCUUGUUGCUUGUAUUAACUGGAUCUAGAAAACCAUUCCUUCUUAACCCCCUUCCUUCUUUUCUGCAACCCACAGCUUGAGUUUUAUGGCAGUGAAUGGACUGGAAUGCCACGUAAAUACUCUGCAUUUCUGCUUGGGUUUCUGCGAUGGUGUGAUUUGAGGGUGCUUUGGAAUAAGGUUGGGGUGAAGGUGACAGGCUCACAUCACACACACACACACACCCGCCCCGACCCACCCGUUCACUUUUCUUCAGGGUACCUGGAUCAGUUCGUGCUUGGUGUGUUAUGGGCUCUUUAAAAGGAGACCCUGCACCAGGUGAAAAUAUGGGUCCUCUGUGCAUGGACCACCGUGUCCCACACACCAGGGUGCACCUUCCCUGCUGGCUUCUCUCAU